This is a messenger RNA of Trichoderma gamsii, 306 nucleotides long. RefSeq lists its product as hypothetical. The record is from RefSeq and is a predicted model, not a curated record. Lineage: Eukaryota; Fungi; Ascomycota; Sordariomycetes; Hypocreales; Hypocreaceae. The coding region runs from base 1 to 306 and encodes 101 amino acids. The transcript has 3 exons.
AUGUCUUUCCAAGCUUCAUCACGAGAUAUCUUUCUGGAGGAUGGCCACAUUCUCUUCGCCAACGUCUGUGACAGAGAAGGAAACUGGGUCGAGUCCAGAAUUGACCUGGACAGAUUCAUCGGCAAUGAAGAUGGCUGGUUUAUGUGGGAUGGCGUCAACUUCUCUGAUUCAGCCAACGAUAUUCGUCUGGAGGGCACUCUCUUGACCGCUGAGCUGCCUAUGCGUGACGGAGGGUACCGGGAACGCCAGGGCAUUGAACUGAGCGAUCGUAUUGCUAACGAGAACGGCGAAUUGGUUUUUGUCUAG